AUGGCGCUGCAUGCUGCGCCGCAGCCAGAGCUGCGCGCGGUAGUAUCGUUUGCGCCGUUUGCAAAUUCAGAUACUUUCAUCAAUGCUGUUGUUCGCGAUGUCCAUAUUUUGAUUCAUUCAUUUGCACUUACAUGGGCAUGGCUCGACGGCCAAACACAGCCACAAUCACGUUCCUUGCGCUGGGAAUACGGUGCGCUGGUCGCGUUCGAGCGUGUGUGGAUACGCAACCAGUGGACCAAUACUGGAACUGUACUUGGAUCAGACGCAAGCACACGGCGCGCGUUUUAUAAUAUCACGGCACAGGCGUUUAUCGAGGCAAUGUGCAAAGCAGACGACGGUGAGCAUACCAUACUGCACUCUGUCGGAGCGUUAUUUGGCCUAUACUUACUCUGGUCGACGCAGCCGGAGCCUGUACACACCCCGAUCACUAAUAUUGACCAGGUAGCGUAUACAUGUAUGCUCCAGCUUGUUGAGACGGCGAGAGACGUGCUGGAUACAGGCGUCGCCAUUCCUGGGUAUGCGCCACCUUCUGCAGACGUGCUCAUCGUCGUAGACGAGCUAGUGCGCUGCCAUGCUGUGCGGCUCACUAUUUCUUCUUUGCAUUCGCAGCCGCCAAAUCGCCUUGCGCCGAGUUUCACGACCGCCCACUGCAACGUUCCGUCCGACGUCCUAUGGCAUGGUACGCCCGGAUUUGACGAUAUCCAGCCUGUUGCACCGGGCACGACACUGUCGAAUGAGGAGAGCGCACCCCGGUUGACAUCGCCUACGCCUGACAUGGCGCAUCAUGGCAAGAACGAGACAGCGAAUGUGCUUGCUGCGCUCGCGCAAAGCCAACAAGCGUAUACGGAAGCGCGCGAACACUUAUAUCGCCAAGCGUUCUCGCUUGUGCAUGAAGACCCAAGUGCAUCUCCAGAGGCAUUUGACGCAGUCCUUGCACAGCUCGUCACAUUCACAGACCCGCAGUAA
Molecule: messenger RNA, 966 nt
Organism: Malassezia vespertilionis
Lineage: Eukaryota; Fungi; Basidiomycota; Malasseziomycetes; Malasseziales; Malasseziaceae
Exons: 1
Coding region: 1-966 (321 amino acids)
Source: RefSeq, a predicted model, not a curated record